Brenthis ino (lesser marbled fritillary) is the source of this 1041-nucleotide messenger RNA. NCBI's taxonomy places the organism in Eukaryota, Metazoa, Arthropoda, Insecta, Lepidoptera, Nymphalidae. The record is from the annotation of a GenBank genome assembly.
AUGAACAACCAAUUAAUAGAAAAAAUUAUAUUAUGCAAUGAUGGAAAUUUCUGUGAAUUCACUUAUUCCAACCCACUUCUUGAUAAAAAUGUAACAAAAUCACUAUCAAAGAGCUUCGUGAAACUUCUAAAUAUAUCUAAGGAUAAUAUUAACGAAAACAAUAAUUUAAGACACACAGUGUUGGAAAAUAUCCGAAAAGUAUGUAAAAUCGAACCAGAAGGACAUGUGAAAGUUAAUGAAGAUGUAACUGAAAUCUUAACAAACUUUUAUGAACAACAAAUAGGAAAUAUAAACUAUACUCAAGCUUUAGAUGUUAAUAAACAGCUCGAUGCUUUUUUAAUUAGAAAAUGGAAAGAAACAAAUCUUAACACAUCCUUUAAAUCUAAUGUAAAUCCUGAAGUAGCACAAGCAUUACUAAAUUUAGAUGAAAAAAUUGAUUUCAAAAGCACAUUAAUAGGAGAUAUAAUUCACUGGAAUCAACAUGACAGAAAAUAUUUAAAAGUACUUAAAGACAUAUGGAAUAGAAAUAAAAUAGAUGAAGCUAAUUGUGACAAAAAUAGCAGAUUUGAUGAUACCUCAAUAAAGAUCAAAUCAGAAAUUGAAAGAUGGUUACUUGAAAUUUUAUAUAAUGUACUUGAAGAUAACAGUUUUAAUGUUGAUGAUUUAAUUCUUUCUAACAGUAACUACAGCACUUUAAUUAAAUAUUGUUCAGUCUCAGCUGGAUGUUUUCAAAUGUGUAUAGGUAUAUUAAAUUGUAUUUUCAUAAAAACCAAUCUACAAUUAUCAGUUCAAAAGUUAAUUUGUUCAUUUGUUACAAAUGUCAAAUUAGCUUGUAAAGUAACAAUAUCUAUAUUGUACCCAACACAUUUAAAUCAUAUAGUAACUUUAUUAGAUAUCAAUUUAGAUGAAUUACCGCUCACUUUAAGACAAAACUAUGUUCAGAACACUCGGAAAUAUUUGAAAAUUUUAAAUGACGAGUCUGAGACUGAUUUAAUCAUGUUGCUUUCACAUUUUCCUCAUUGGUAUAGUUUUUAUUUUAAU